Eremothecium cymbalariae DBVPG#7215 is the source of this 660-nucleotide messenger RNA. RefSeq names its product DNA damage-responsive protein 48 (gene DDR48). Bases 1 to 660 code for a protein of 219 amino acids. NCBI's taxonomy places the organism in Eukaryota, Fungi, Ascomycota, Saccharomycetes, Saccharomycetales, Saccharomycetaceae. The record is from RefSeq and is a predicted model, not a curated record. The transcript has a single exon.
AUGGAUCUUUUUAAUAAAGUAAAGAGUGCAAUUGGUGAGGAUAAUCUUAGCAAGUUGCAAGAGGAGGUGACGCAGAGGAUUUCUAAGACGUCUCUUUCCGAUGGUAAGAAAAAUUCGAAGGAUACCAGUGAAGGAGGCAGCUAUAUCGGCGGGAAGUAUGGGUCUACUGUAAAUGAUGAUUCGGUUGCGACUGAUUCUUAUGGAAGCAGUAAUAUUGGUUCUCAGGGAUUUCGGAACGAUGAAAAUGAUGAUUCUAAGGAUUACCGGAAAUCUGAGUCCUAUAAUAUACGCAGUGAUAAUGAUGAUGAUCAGUUUGGCUCAAAUAACGAACCUUACUCCGACAAUGAUGGAAAUUAUGGGUCGAAGACUGAUUCCUAUGGAUCUAGUGUGAACUAUGGUUCCAAGAAAUCUGAUUCUUACGGCUCCCGUAAUGACGACGACGCCAACAACUAUGGUUCCAAGAAAUCCAGUUCGUACGGCUCCCGUAAUGACGACAACAACUAUGGUUCCAAGAAUUCAGGGUUUCACGGUUCCCGUAAUGACGAUGCUAGCGGUGAUAAGGCUUCUGGUGAUUAUGGUACUACAUCAAGGACUGGCGAUUCAAUUUAUAACAGAGGUGAUUGCUACGGCGAACGCAAUGACAAUUAUAAUGAUAACUAG